Leptinotarsa decemlineata (Colorado potato beetle) is the source of this 5027-nucleotide messenger RNA. RefSeq lists its product as uncharacterized. NCBI's taxonomy places the organism in Eukaryota, Metazoa, Arthropoda, Insecta, Coleoptera, Chrysomelidae. Gene Ontology annotation, molecular function: protein binding. The record is from RefSeq and is a predicted model, not a curated record. Gene Ontology annotation, cellular component: plasma membrane.
UUGACCUUCGAUGAAUUCAAAAUCGGUCGAUAUGAAGCAUCCGCCCUAGACGGCUGUCCAGAUGGAUACAUGCAGCUCAGCGAAUUGGGGCGUCCUUUCACUGGAGGUUCUUGGUGUGGCUCCUCAUCGGGUCCAGCUGCCUAUUAUAGUGAAACAUCAACGGUAACAGUGAGCGUAAAACUUUUCGGUUCCCCACAAAUACCAUUCGCAUUCAGCCUUCGUUAUCGAUUCGUUUCCAAGAGAGAAGCUAUAGUUCGUUUCGGUUCUCCUAGUUCUCCUCUGGAACGUGGACAAGUUGCUCCAGGUACCUACUGCAGUAGACAAUUCGAAGAAUGUUAUAGGAAACCAUGUCGCCUUCAGUCGCCGAACUAUCCUGGAAUGUAUCCGAGGAAUGUGUCCUGCUAUUGGAGUUUGAGGCAGAAAUUCGUACCCACCUGCAAACAUGCCAUGAUCGCUGUACGUCAGGAAGCUGCUCACAAAAUGCAUAUGAAGAGAUCAAUCAAUGUAGCUGGACUGAAUAAAACUUCCAGAGCGCUACGAGCAUGGAGAGAUUGUACAGGAGAAAGAGAUCAUUUGAUUUUCUACGAUGGUGGCUCCACCAAUGAUCCAGUACUGGCAAAAUACUGUGGAGGAGACUGGCUCCCCAGGGUGGUAGCACGUGGACCAGAGAUGCUUGUAGCUUUCCAUUCAUCCCCAUUCAGCAUACCCCUUCACUCUCCAACGUUUCAUUCACCUCUCAGAGGUUUUGAGCUAGACGUCGAUGUAAUUUUUGCAGAUUCUGACUCAAUGGAUUAUUCCAGACAUAAAAUAAAGUGUGAAUUUGAUAUAAAUGCAACUAGUCCAGAUGGCGACGAAAUUUGGAGUGGUAGAGGCAGAAACGGUAGACUCAUCAGUCCUAAACACUCAUUACCUCCGAAUACAACAUGUUCUUACAAAUUCAGAGGUUACCCUGGCGACUUAGUUUGGAUAAGUUUCAUAUCAUACAGUCAAAGAGCUUUGUUAGUAGGAGAAAGUGCUCAUGCUCUCCUCAGCAAUGGUUCCUCCGGCAAUGGUUGUUCCACUAGAUUGAGAAUAUGGGAUGGAAAUACGAUUAUAGAAGACAAAUGUGAUGAAUCUCCGAAACUCUGUGAUCAUACCGCAUUGAGUAACUCAACAAGAUUCACUAGGCCUUGUUCUGGUGAUGAAAGCUAUCUUUCGUCUGAAAAAACUCUAGUUGUCCAACAUCAUACUGAAGACGGUACCGCCUUACACCCAGCUUCAUUCAAAAUGAAAUAUGAGUUUGUGGAUACUAGACUGGGGGGUCAGCCUUGGCCAGAGAACGAAGAAGGAGGUAUUUGUUACCGUGUUUUUCGACGCCAACACGUCGGUGAAGUGACCGCACCUCGGAAUAUUUUUUUAUAUGGGCGGGGAGGUGCGAAAAACUUAGAUUGUGUAUACAGAUUCGAAGCCGGCUUAGAUGAAAGAGUUCGGCUCAUUUUGAACAACGCAUCUUUUGGCCUAAAUCCAACGUGUGAAACUCUCAAUGAUCCUCACACAGGAAGGCAGAUAUGUGAAUAUUUUCCAGGAAGCCGUAUCUCAGAACUAAACGUUUUUGAGCGACCCUGGAAAGAUAUUCGUACGCACAAAGCUUGCAUUUGUGAUAAUUCCACACUUUCCAGUAAACCUAUUGUGUUCAUUUCAUCUUCGAGAACACUAGAACUUCAAUUCACUGCCAAAGAGAUGAAUAUCAGCGAAGACUUUACAAUACUACAUUUUCACGUACUAUUUGAACUCAUCAAAAUGUCGGACUGUCCAAGGAAUCAAAGACUGGGAGGUUAUGGAGGAGAAGUUCAUUUCAAUAAUCCUCCAGUCGACCGAACUGAAAAUUUAUGUUUGGGUAUGCCAUGGGUAGUGGAAGCAAGAUAUAACAUGAGUUUGUUUCUACUCAGUUGGGGAGCAUUUCUUCCAUUGAAACCUCGCAUAGAUGAGCCUACUCGUUGUCCAACAACAAAUCGGGUACUCAUUUAUUCAGGACGACCUCCCAAAUUGGUACGAGUGGUAUGUCCUGCAGAACCUGGAUCUCGUCCGUUAGCAGUGCAUGUAUUCAGUGAGGAAUGGUGGGGUGAAGCUUUAGCUCACAUUGUGCAACGUCCCCCAAAUUUUCUUAUAGAAUGGAUAGGCUCCGAAACAGGAGUAGCAGCAUUUCACUGGCUCGAAAUUUCCAGAUCAAGAUCUGCACUACUUCAACAGUUGCAAGUUCCAGUAAACACCACCGGAAAUGAAACGGACUUAGAGUGCGCGUUCAAAUGCCCCGAGUUAGAUGCGUGUAUUAGUGCUUCGUUGUGGUGUGAUGGAAAGGAUCACUGUCCAUCAGGUUGGGAUGAGUCGGAAGCGCAGUGCGGUGCAACUUCAAAAUUGUUAAAUUCAUUGCCACUGUCGGCCCUCGCAGCAGCAGCCGCAGUGAUCUCUUCCAUCAUCCUCCUUGUCUGCCUGACCUUACACCGACUGCGUGCUAGGCGUCGAAGGAGGCUGGCAAAGAAGAAGUUGCUCACAGGUCCGAGGCUAUUGGAUCCGAGUUUAAAUUCUUGACAUAAGUCGCCGCCUGUGGAAUUUAUACAUGUGGAUCGGGAAACAACCGUAUGAGGUCUGGUGUUUACCGGUUUUUCCGUCCCUAUGCUCAUUUUUUAUCUACCGGUGCCUUUCUGUGAUUUACAAUGGUUUUGCGUGGCGUCUUCACAUUUAAACCAAACUUAGGUGUUUCUAUCUUGAAUAAAUAUAAAGUUCACCAAUGUUGUUGUGAAGUGCUAUUGGAACGAGUAAUUUCUGUAGCAGCAGAAACACUUCUUCGCUCACUAGAACCGUACUUAAUCCAGUUGAUAGUUUAUUUUCAAUUAACUUACUGUUUGCAGAAUUUUAUUCAAAAACGUCAUAUGCCAAAAACCAUUUUUUCAAUUGUCUAAUUACAAAACUUCGAUUCAACAGAGAUAAAUGUUUGCUCAAAAUGGAUCAAAAUAUUUUGUUACUGUUAUCAACCACUCAAUUCACUAACAGAAAAUCAUUAAAAUGUCCACAUGCUGUGAAAAAAUUUCGAGUAUCAAAUAAACUAGAAAAUACCAAUAGAAAAUGUAGAUUUUUUUACUGUUGAAAUGUUACUAAUGAACGAAACCUAAUUUGUUUCGGAUGUAACCAAAGUUUCCGCCCGUUCUGCUCUUUUUUUUCAGUCACCUCAUUGCCGACUAUUUAAAUUCAGUUUUCUCUCGGCUGAUCAGUACUAUUAUUGUUGACAUUAACGAUUCAUUCGCUUCUGAACAAAAAUACGCUACAAAAUUCUGUUAAUGUAUAGUUAAAAAUUAUAUCGUUCACUAUUACAUUAAGAAUGACAUACCAAUGAGCAAUGAAUCGUUAUAUUGGGUAUUCACGUUAUAUUCAGUAUACGCAGAUGUUCAAAAAUAAGGAGAACAGUAAAAAACGAAAUGAAGUUCACCCAAAUUGUUUUCAAUGAUAUCAGCUAUCAAAAAAAUCAUCGAUUUGCUUAGUUGAAAAAUCAAACCGCGCAAAUAUUCACAAAAAUAUUGUAGACUCUUGUCAAUUUUCAUAAUUGUGUGCGUAAGAUUCAGUCCUAGUAUCAAAUGAUACUUGAAAUCGCACAUUGAAAGGUAAGACGUCGUUAAUCCUCAACUCGCACAAUAUUUUACUUCUGAAGGUUCUCGUUUGUAGGGGAACGACUGGUGGUUGAAGAAAUUCUUGAGGCUCAGUAUGGAGUCUUCAGUCUUCAGUCUAGGUCAAUAUUCAAGACUAACAGAUUGAGAGCUCUGAUCGUCAUGAAGAUAUUAUUCAAAUUUUUGGGUAGGUUUUAAUCACCAAUUCUUCAUAUUUAGAUGUUACAUUCCUCCUCCGUUUGUUUAUUUCGGUACCUAUUACCCUGAGCACCUAAUUUACCAUUACUUCGACUUCUCCAUUCGAAGUCUGGUGAAAAUACAACAUGUUGAUCAGAAUAAGGUUUCCAGAACCAGUUGAGGCAUUCGUUGAAUAUUUUUUAAUUCCAUGCGAUACAGUAUCACCAAAGAUGAACUCAUCCUCAUAUUUUACUUACAGCUCUUUGAUUUUCGAGUUGAAAACCUACGUACCACAAAACAAUGCUUGCCUUCAUAAGAUUGGAGUCGUUUCUUCAUGGGGAACUGCAAUUUCAUCCAAAUAGUCUUAUAAACGACAUGACUUGUACUUUGAUGUAUUAUCUCAAGAUUUUGAGCUCAUACAAUUCGCUUUCAGGCAUUCGAGAGUCACUCAUAGAGAGAAGGAGGCUAAGGGUAUAAACAUUCUUGAAAUGAACGAUUGAUUUUAUUGCUAUAAUUGACUCAUUUUUCUCGAAUAUUCUACAUUUGUUAUCCUAAUGUAACACCUCAUUUCCAUCUCUGCUUGCAUUUUCUUGAAAAUUUUGGAAUCCAUACAAUGAGACAUUUUGGUUAUCGAAAUUCUUUCAAAAUUCAUUUGAUCAAAGAUCUUUUUUCAUCUUUCAAUCCAGAAACUGGAUGGACUAUUUGGCAGUGACGAGUGAAAGUACCAAAUGAGAAGUGAAUCAAAUUAUUUUCGAAACAAAAUCACUUUUGUAUCCAAUAUAACUACAGAUUUGGAUGGUUUUUGGCUCUUAACAAACAUACGAUUUUGAUCAAAACCAACAUCUUGUAAUAUGGUCUCAGUCUUUCAUAAAUAUUCAUCAUCAAUAAUCUCCGACUAUCAUUAAAAAUACUGCCAAAAUAGUACAUAGUCUAGUUUUCACCAGCCAUCAACGUAAAUUUAAAUAUUCAACUGAUUUGUAUGCUGCAUAUAGAAUUGUAUUAUAUAUAACUAAUAUUUGUUGAAUGUUAAUAAAAAAAAUGUGAAGAUUUCACGCUGAACCAGUGAAUAACUAAUAAAAAACUAAGAGACAAUCGUUCAGUGUGACCCCUGUUUAGUGGUCUUUAAAACUGACUAAACUCCUUAUGGAACUCUGAUCACUAUUUUGAUCAGUUAUGUAGUGAGACAUAAUUUAUUGUACUUAUAACUAGAAA